ACCGGGAAGAGGUGCGUGCAGCAUGCGUUCCGCGCGCGCGUUUACCGGAUUCACCGGCGCGGUUCGCGGAUUCGUCACCGGAUUAUUUCAGCUCAGGAUUUGGUGAACGGCACGAGCCCGGACGACGGGGGAAUAAUGGUGAGGAGAUGUCUGCUGAGCAUCAAACCGUUCAGGAUCUUCGUGGUGGGGAUCGGCUUCUUCAGCCUGUGCUUUUUAAUGACCUCUCUGGGAGGCCAGUUCUCGGCCAAACGUCUCACCGACUCUCCGUUCACCGCCCGCACCGAAGUGUUUGGAGGCGUGGAGUCCCGAGGUGUCCUGAGGAAAAUCAGCGACAUGUUGGAGGUCAUCAUGAAGCGGAUGGACACUCUGUCGAGACUGGAGAACGCUAAUGACUCGCGACGUCUGGAGGAGCUCAGCUCGGCCAUCAGCAGGAUUCAGCCAGCAGGACUGGUGGAGAGAAUUCAGGCCAUCGCCCAAAACGUGUCAAACAUGGCGGUGCGAGUGGAGCAGAUUCUUCAGAACAGCAUGGCAGCGUCAAGAGUCGUGAGAGAUGGAACGUCGAGUCAGUGUGAAGUUCCCCGAGACCCGCGCUACCCUGACUGCGCUAGUAAAGUGGAUUGGAUGAGGGCACGGUGGACGUCAGAUCCGUGCUACGCCUUUUACGGAGUCGAUGGCUCGGAUUGCUCCUUCCUCAUUUACCUGAGUGAGGUGGAGUGGUUCUGCCCCCCGCUGGCCUGGAGGAACUACAGCACAACACCUGCAGUGCUGAAAAGCUCAGCUAAAAGACAAGCGGCUUUCCGUACGGAUCUCGGCGCUCUGUUGGAUCAGGUCGGAACAGGGAAAGAGUCUCUGAGUUUUAUGAAGAGACGGAUCCGCAGGUUGGCAGCGCAGUGGGCUACAGCCGCCCAGAGACUCGACCUGAAGCUGCGCAGACGAUGGAGGGAGCAGAAGAAGAUUCUGGUGCACGUGGGUUUCCUGACGGAGGAAUCGGGCGACGUUUUCAGUCCUAAGGUUCUGAAAGGCGGACCUUUGGGAGAGAUGGUGCAGUGGGCCGACAUUCUCACGGCUCUCUACGUCCUCGGACACAACCUGAAGAUCUCCGUCUCGGUCAAGGAGCUCCAGGGGUUCCUUGGUGUGCCACCUGGGAGAGGAAGUUGCCCACUUACUGGACCUUUGCCCUUUGACCUCAUCUACACCGACUACCACGGCUUACAGCAGAUGAAACAGCACAUGGGGCUGUCCUUAAAGAAACACAAGUGCCAUAUUCGAGUCAUAGACACGUUUGGGACAGAGCCAGCCUAUAACCACGAGGAAUAUGCAACUUUACACGGCUACAGGACGAACUGGGGAUACUGGAACCUCAACACCAGGCAAUACAUGACCAUGUUCCCCCACACCCCAGAUAACUCCUUCAUGGGCUUCGUAUCCGAGGAGCUGAAUGAGACCGAGAAACACAACAUCCAGCAGAACAAAGUGAAGAACAUGGCAGUCGUGUACGGCAAGGAGGCCAGCAUGUGGAAGCUAAGACAAGGUAAAGAGAAGUUCCUGGAGAUUCUACAUCGCUAUAUGGAAGUACAUGGGACGGUGUACUAUGAGACACAGCGCCCCCCUGAGGUCCCUGCCUUUGUUAAGAAUCAUGGACUGCUGCCUCAACAGGACCUGCAACAGCUUCUACGCAAGGCCAAGCUCUUCAUUGGCUUUGGUUUUCCCUAUGAAGGACCCGCCCCUUUAGAAGCAAUAGCCAAUGGAUGCAUUUUUCUGCAGCCCAAGUUUCGUCCUCCGCACAGCUCACUCAAUCAUGAGUUCUUCAGAGGGAAGCCAACGUCCAGAGAGGUCUCCUCUCAGCACCCGUACGCUGAGCAGUACAUCGGCCGACCUCACGUCAUGACCGUGGACUACAACAACUCAGAGGAGUUUGAAACUGCUGUGCGUGAGAUUAUGAGGAUGAAGGUGGAUCCUUAUCUGCCAUAUGAGUAUACGUGUGAGGGAAUGCUUGAGAGAGUGCAUGCUUACAUUCAGCAUCAGGACUUUUGUGCUCUGGAGGCUCCGUUCCCCCCCGCUAACAUGUCGGUGGUUUGGCCCGGAGGCGUGUUCAUGCGGAUGGGCGACUCGGGGCUGGUCUCGUGGGCGGUGAACUCCACAGCGCCGCCCUGCUGGCCUCCGCUCAGCGCUCUCAGACUCGCCGUGUCGGCCGAGGGCCAGUCGUGUGUGGACGCCUGCAGGAGCUCGAACCUGGUGUGUGAACCGGCCUUCUUCCGCUUCGUCAAUAACAAGGAGGCGCUGAGCAAGCUGCAGGUGCAGUGCGAAGUGGUGGAAUUUGAGAUGAAUCACAUUUUUCCGGCGUUUUCCACGACAGCGUAUGAGUGCGGCCUGCAGAAAGAGCCUCUGCUGUUCAGCUGCGCUGGGUUCGGCGCGAAGUACAGACGUGUGUGUCCAUGCAGAGACUUCCGUAAAGGACAAGUGGCGCUGUGUCACGACUGCUUAUGACGGAUUUCUCCUCAUCUCCUGGCUUGUCUGCUGCUCCUGAAAUCGUGGCUGAUGUUUUGCAGAAAUGAACUCUUUGGAAAUCUGGGAAGGAGAGCAGAAAUUCCCGGUCAGACAUCAGUCCCUGGUAAAAAUGUUUCACGGAAUAUAAUAAAAGUAAUUCUGAUUCCCCUCCAAACAGGAAAUAAAAACCAACGAUAGAUCUUGCAUCAUGUGUUUAUUUCCUGAGGUUAAACAGGAGGAUCAGGCAACCCUGAUAGAGAUGACGUGUCUAUCGUAUCAAUGGUCAAAUAAACUCUAUAGCACAGAACGAACGAACAUGAACUUCCAUCUGCAUAAAACGGACACGUGUGAAAGAUUAUUUUUUAAUCAAGCUAAAAUAUUUGAAUGUAGACUGUGAAUUUUUAUGAUUACAAGUUUGUGAUGUAACUUAUAUAACUAAUAAAAGAAAGACACACA
Pangasianodon hypophthalmus (striped catfish) is the source of this 2943-nucleotide messenger RNA. RefSeq names its product alpha-1,6-mannosylglycoprotein 6-beta-N-acetylglucosaminyltransferase B. The record is from RefSeq and is a predicted model, not a curated record. The transcript has 18 exons. Gene Ontology annotation, molecular function: alpha-1,6-mannosylglycoprotein 6-beta-N-acetylglucosaminyltransferase activity. Gene Ontology annotation, cellular component: Golgi apparatus. Gene Ontology annotation, biological process: protein N-linked glycosylation. Bases 136 to 2487 code for a protein of 783 amino acids. NCBI's taxonomy places the organism in Eukaryota, Metazoa, Chordata, Actinopteri, Siluriformes, Pangasiidae.